Messenger RNA from Epinephelus lanceolatus (giant grouper), 2264 nucleotides. RefSeq names its product interferon regulatory factor 5 (gene irf5). The record is from RefSeq and is a predicted model, not a curated record. Gene Ontology annotation, cellular component: nucleus. Lineage: Eukaryota; Metazoa; Chordata; Actinopteri; Perciformes; Serranidae. Gene Ontology annotation, biological process: immune system process; regulation of transcription by RNA polymerase II. Gene Ontology annotation, molecular function: DNA-binding transcription factor activity, RNA polymerase II-specific; RNA polymerase II cis-regulatory region sequence-specific DNA binding; protein binding.
UUAUGAUCUGAGUUCAGUUUGAAGUUUUGUGAGCAGCGGGUAAUUGUUUGUUUCGGCCGCCGAUUCUUGGUUUGUUUGUUUGUUUGUUAACGUCAUUGCGGCGCCGCGGAGGAUUAACGGUGAGCACGCGGCUGUAUAACGACUGACGGAGCGGAAAGACACCAGCGGGACCGGAAACACGACCGGAACCGGGACCAAGAACAGAAAUCUGAUCUGAGGUCAGCUGACCAACGAUCACUUCACUGUCGGCUUGUCGACUCAGCUCCCAGUGCUCCCAGUAUGAGCGUCCAGCCCCGCAGGAUCCGUCUGAAGCCCUGGUUGUUGGCUCAGGUGAACAGUGGCAGGUAUCCUGGUCUCCAGUGGCUCAGUCCGGAUCACCGCCUCUUCCAGAUCCCCUGGAAACAUGCCACACGCCACACACCAUCAUCAGAUGAGGAAAACACCAUCUUUAAGGCGUGGGCUCUGGAGACAGGUAAAUAUCAGGAAGGCGUGGACGAACCCGACCCUGCCAAGUGGAAAGCAAACCUUCGCUGCGCUCUAAACAAAAGUCGAGAGUUUCAGCUAAAGUACGACGGCACCAAAGAAACUCCGGUGCAGCCGUACAAAAUCUACGAGGUGUGUGAGCAGAGCGGGAACAUAGACGCUGGUGAUGAUGAUGAUGAAGAGAUGCCGAACCUGAUGGACCUCAGCAUUAACCCCAGGACCAGUGACUCCGCCUCCUUCAACUCCUUUCCACCUCAUUCAGAUGUGGACCACUUCAGUAUGUCCUCCAACGGGUCAUUUGGACUUCCACAUGUGAUCCCAGUACCUCUCCUCCCCGACAGAGGCCUCCCCAUGAACUCUGACCUCCAGGCUCAGAGUGGGAUGGUGGAUCAGGGGAGCUUCGUCCAUCCUGUAGGACACCCUAAUGGACUCCAGGACCUGAGUUCUCUCCCCCCUUCAGCUGCCUCUGGUCCCCCCCAGCCGGCUUCAAUGGAGGCCAGCAGCAUGGGGGACGUCCAGAACCAGGGGGACCCUCAGAACCACCAACCCUGCAAGUACGACCUGCUGAGCAGCGUCCCACUAACAGAUCUGGACCUGAAGUUCCAGUACCGGGGCCGGACGAUGGGCUCCCUCACCGUCAGUAACCCUCAGGGCUGCCGGUUGUACUACGGACACCUGGAGCCAACCCCGGAGCAGGUGGACCUGUUCGGACCCGUCACCCUGCAGCAGGUCCGGUUCCCGGGGACAUCUGAGAUCCAGAACCAGAAGCAAAGGUUCUACACUGAGGCCCUGCUGGAUGUGAUGGACCGCGGCCUGAUCCUAGAGAUCUGGGAGCAGGACAUCUACGCCGUCCGCCUCUGUCAGUGCAAGGUUUUCUGGUCUGGACUGGGCAUGCCCGAACAAGGUCCGCCUAACCCCAUGGAGAGGGAGAAGAAGAUCAAAGUGUUCAGCCUCAACAACUUCCUGCAAGGUCUGAUUUCGUUCCAGAAAGGUGAAGCUCAAAACCCUCCACCCUUCGAGGUCUACUUCUGCUUCGGGGAGGACUGGCCCGACAAGAAACCCAAAGAGAAGAAGCUCAUCAUCGUCCAGGUGGUCCCCGUGGUGGCUCGGAUCCUGACAGAGAUGUUCUCAGGAGAACUCAGCUGGUCUACCGACAGCAUCCGUCUGCAGAUCUCGAACCCGGAUGUGAAGGACCAGACGGUGGAGCAGUUCAAAGAGCUUCAGAGGCUCCUGCAGAGCCAACACAUCCAGGGGCCCUGGACCCCUAACGUCCCCUGAAAACCCGGGAGACGGACAGGGGGGAUGGACAGUGGAAGGCUGUCCUGCCUCAUCCUCAUCAUCAUCAUCAUCAUCAUCAUUUAAACCAGCUCACGUCAGAACAUUUCGCCCUGUCAGACUGAUCUCUGGUCAGAAAACUGACCUGAGCUCAGUUUAACAGGAAGUGAAAAAGGACAACUUCCCUUUUUUCAAUUUGACUCAUGUCCAUGUAAACUGUCCACAAGCACACUCUAAAAAAUAAAGAACCAAACUGUCCACACCCACACUGUAAAAAAUUACUACCACUGAUUGAGUGGGCAACUUUGACCUGAAUGUCUACUGCAUGUUUGGUAUUUUGUCGAUGUCAUGUGACCACCUGGACAACGUUUACCUGGCCGUUAUUAAUACUUCUUUGAUCAAAACAAACAAACCUGUGAAACGAUCAGUGACCACAAACUGCUGUAGAACAUUUCAGUGACUCUGUUUUUAGGAUGUCAAUAAACACCACUGCAGUAUUCAUUCAU